CGCGACGCGACGCGAGCGAUGUUGACGGCCUAAAUCCAAGGCUCAGGCCAGAGCAGGGCACGGACACUUCUUACCACAAUAGUACGGUAUCAGUGCAUGCAAUUUGUGCUGUAAAAACCGCUGUCAACAUUUCAUUGAUCGGUCAGCGGUUGAUGGUCUGAAUGUUACCGCAAUAGAGAGAAUUCGGACCGACUCUGAAGGUAUCCAAUAGAGGAGAGAUGCCUAACCUGGAGAGCAGCUGGCCUGACUGGAAGUACCCGGAGUGGAGGGAGAAGGGAGGACAGUUGACGGCAGAUGGAUGGCUCGAGGGCCGGAGGGAAGUGGAUGGAGCCGAGGGGCUGUGGAGAGUUCAUGAUGGUCUGUACGAGUUGUCUUCUUGGGUCCACUCCCACCCCGGUGGCUCCCAGUGGCUUGAAAUCACUAAGGGGACUGAUAUAACUGAAGCAUUUGAAGCUCACCAUAUUGGACCUCUGGCCUCAAAAAUGCUGGAGAACUUUUAUGUCAGACCUGCAAAAACCCCAAGGAAUUCAGCUUUUACUUUCCAUCCUGAUGGUUUUUAUCGGACCCUGAAGUCCAGAGUUUAUGAGAAACUUAAAGGAGUUAGACCCGGACCUAGUGAACAUUCCAAGAGGCUGUUAGAAACACUGGCCAUAGGAACUUUGAUGUUUUCCGUGUUGGCAGCAGUGUACCACAGUUACUUGCUAGGGGCAGUGGCAGGCCAUUUGUCUAAUGACACAAAGGGGGAAGCCCCUCAGCUCCAUCCACUUCCCCCCGGGCCCUCAAGCCAUCUGUCUGCUGUCAACUGUCCCCCUUCUCCCUCCACUCCGGGUACUUCCAGUCAGCCAGCUGCUCUCCAGAUUCUGAACCAUUUGUUUUAUGAUUACAGACAAUGGCGUAUAACCCACGCACUUAGCCAUCACCUGUUCCCCAACACUCACUAUGACUUGGAGAUCUCCUCGUUUGAACCUCUGAUGAUGUUCCUGCCCAGCCCUGAAAAAACCAAACUAUUUGGUAUCACGUCAGCAGUUGUUUCACCUCUACUCUAUCCAUUUUUCUGCACAUUUACUAACAAAGCACUGUGCUUGCAUUCCAGAAUCCUGAAGACUAAAUUCCACAGCCAGGACCUGAUUAGCCUGGUGCUACCCACUGCGAUGCUACUUGUAGGUCGUGUGCCGGUUUCUAGAGUCAUCUUGAUGUGGACAUACAUCAAUAUGAUUAGCAGCUUCUGGUUUGGUGUCAUCGGACUCAAUGCUGCCCACCACCAUCCUGAGAUAUUCCACUAUGGAGAUAAGCCCAGGGAGGACAGAGAUUGGGGUCUCCACACCUUGGACGCCACACGAGACAGGGUCGAAGUGAUGGGGUCACCUAAUCUCGUCCUGGUGACCUACGGAGAUCACUCACUCCACCAUUUGUUCCCCACAAUCGAUCAUGUGCACCUCAGCUCUCUCUAUCCCAUCAUGGAGCAGACCUGCAGAGAGUUCGGGUACAACUUCAAGCUAAAGACAACUUGGGAUCUGGUCACCGCCCAGUUCCGCCAACUCAUGAGGAAUGAACCGAACCUCAAGGACCAGAACCAAUAAAAUAGUAGUGGUCGAACUCAUUGUAGAUAUAGAAGUUUGUUAUGUUUGCAAUAAACAAAUCUUUAACACUGUUGUA
This is a messenger RNA of Homalodisca vitripennis (glassy-winged sharpshooter), 1656 nucleotides long. RefSeq names its product cytochrome b5-related protein-like. The record is from RefSeq and is a predicted model, not a curated record. NCBI's taxonomy places the organism in Eukaryota, Metazoa, Arthropoda, Insecta, Hemiptera, Cicadellidae. Gene Ontology annotation, biological process: lipid metabolic process. Gene Ontology annotation, cellular component: mitochondrion.